Messenger RNA from Frankliniella occidentalis (western flower thrips), 5601 nucleotides. RefSeq names its product histone-lysine N-methyltransferase 2D-like. The record is from RefSeq and is a predicted model, not a curated record. The transcript is spliced from 6 exons. The coding region runs from base 1 to 4683 and encodes 1560 amino acids. NCBI's taxonomy places the organism in Eukaryota, Metazoa, Arthropoda, Insecta, Thysanoptera, Thripidae.
AUGCCGCGCCUCGCGCGGCAGCGGCAAAUUGGGUUAACGGUGCACAAUGGUGGUGGUUAUUCCUCAUGGAUCCCGAGCGAGGCAGGGCUUCCUACAAGUCAGGGCAGGCAGGCUGAACAACCGAAGCGCCGAGUAGCGGCCCUGGUGCUGCUGUCGGCGGCGUGGACGACGGCGCUCGAGGACUUCCCCGCGGAGACGGGCCCCGGCCCGGGGGCUGCAGCGGCGGCGGCCGAGGACCUCGGACAGGCAAAGGUGCAACAAGAAGGGCAAGGGAACGACAUGUCGGCCGUGCCCUCCGCCGACGGGUGGCAGCCCAUCGCCCUGGUGACGGAGACGCCGGCCCAGGCGCCCACGCCCCUCGACGCCAUCCUCCAGGCCGUCGCAGACGCCGCCGUCGAUGAGGCCGCCGCCAACGAGGCGGUCGGCGUCGCCCCCGAGUACGACGCCGGCCCCGAGCCCGACAACGCGACCGUGGCGGACCGCGGAGGCCACGCCAGGGCGCUCCGGCACCCCGUGCACUCGCGUCUGCAGCACCACAUGAAGCCCAAGAGGCUGCAGCGGCCGCCGGAGUCCAUGGCGUCCAACAAAGUGGAGGUGUUCGUGGCCGCGCCGCCCAGCAUGCUGGGCUCCUUCAGCACCCUCGGUGGCGCCCCCGCACCGGCCCCGGCCCGCGCGCGCACGCCGCCCCACGAGAAGCCGUCAUCGCCGGUCCCGGACCCGGAGAAGAGGGCGACGGAGAGGCCGGACAAGCUGCACGCUCAGGAGACGCGCUACCUCUACGACACGCGCGUCUCCUUCCCCUACGAGCUGCUGCCACCGCCUAUGGCGCUCCAGCAACGCCCCGUCCAGUACAAGAACCCCACUGAGCAGGACCAGCAGCAGUUCGGUCCCUCGCAGACGAACGCCGGCGGCGCACUCAGCUUCUUUGACCGGCCGCAGCUGCAGGUGUUCCCGCAGGUUGGUCUCGGGCAGGGUCUGGGCCAAGGCCUCGGCCAGGGUCUCGGCCAGAGCCUCAACCCCUUCCUGCAGGGCGUGAACCCCUUCUCGUCGGCGCCCAUCUACGGCCAGCCCGCCCCCGACCUGUUCCGCAAGGACUCCGUGACCCAGUCGCCGCUCAGUCACACCACCUUCAACAACCAGCAACAGCAGCAGUCUCAGCACCAUCAACACCACCUCCAGCAGUCACACCACCUUCAACAACAGCAACAACACCAGCAGAUUUUGGCUGGUUUUGCACCUAACCUGUCCACCACCAAGUUACCCUUCCACCAACCACACCAUGCUGGUGGCUUCCAUAGCGCGUUCCAGCAGCAGCAACAGUCACACCUGUCCGACAGCUUCAACCGGUUCAAUACUGACAAGGGCUACCUUAACCUCGGUCAGCAGCAACAGCAGCAGCAACAACAACAGCAGCAGCAACAGCAGCAACAGCAGCAACAGCAUCAACAGCAUCAACAGCAUCAACACCACCACCACCAACAACAACAGCAGCAAGCCAAGCCCAGCUUCCACCUGAAGGACCCUACUCCUACCAAGGAGAGCUACUCCACCAAGCGUCCACAGCUGCAGCUGCAACAGCAGCAGCUGUCCAGCAAACAGACUCUCCUCCCGGCUCCAUCUCCGUCCAAGACAACGCUGGUCAAUUUCGGACUUCUGGCGUCCGAGGCUCCCCAAACGCGUCCGAACAAGAUCAAGCUGACCGAUGGCAACCCCAUCGAGUCGGAAGGCAGCGCCGCCACGGACAGGCCGCUGGACAGGCCCAGCGCGCCGCACUCGUACGCUCAGAUCAACACUCCGCACGGACUCGGCGGACUCACAUCGAGGCCAAGCAGCUCGCCAUUUAGCGAGGACGAGGCCGGAUACCCGCCCAGACUGUCCUUUGGCAAGGAGGACGCCAAGUUUGGUCUUCAGCAGGACACCAAGUUUGGCCUCCAACAGGAUAAGUUCAAUCUCCACGCCGAUACUAAGUUCGGUCUCCAGCAGGACUCCAAGUUUGGCCUGCAACACGAUAAGUUCAACCUCCAGCCCGACACCAAGUUCGGUCUGCAGCAGGACACCAAGUUCGGUCUCCAGCAGGACCCCAAGUUCGGCGUCCAAGUUCAGGCGCGACCCCCCGAGAAGCAGCGCAUCACGCGCCCAUUCUUCCAGGACGACGUCGUCACCGAGAAGCACCACGGCCUGAGCCUGGGCCUGGGACAAUCGCUGGGCCAGCCAACCAGCCCCAACUACGGUCCGCAGACCUUCCCGACGCCGCCCAGUCAACCCUUCGAGCUGCGGCCCGCCAGCCCGGGGUCGUACCUAUUUUCAGCCACUCCGACACCCACUGCCGAGCCCCUGGAUCAGAGCUACCUGACGACGCCGUUCAGGGAGGAGACCACGCUCCCACCCACGCACAUCAACGAGGUGCACUCUCCGCCGCUUAGACCCACGUCGUCUACGCGCCACCGCUUCCAGCCCAGCGUGAGCGUCAUCCGGGACGAGGAGGAGGAGACCCCGGCACCCUUCACCGAGGACAAGCCAUCCUUCCAGAAGCGUGUGCCGCUCAAGGGCCGACGCCGCAAGCCCUACACGUCCACGUCGACGUCCACGACGACCACGACGACGACGGAGGAGGCGCCGUCCGCUCAGAUCGACCGUCAGCCCGAGGCCACGGACGCCCCCGGCCUAGAGAUCCACGAGCUGCAGUUCCAGCCUGAGCUGUCUGAGGCAUCGCCCACUUUGGCUACCACCACCAGCACGUCAAGGCCCCUGCUUCGUCGCAAGAAGCCCUCCAGGAUCAGCCCGGGUGGUGAGAGGCUGAGGAACAGACUAGUCCCCCCGGAACUCAUCAAGACUACGACGCCCGAGCCCGAUACCACCACAUUGUACCCCGCACAACUCGAGACUACCACGAUGCCCGACUUUAACGAGUACCGCGAACACCCCCAGCACUCACAGCACGCCAAAUACCCCGAGGAGAAGCCCGCCGGUCACGGUGAACAUGAGUACAGCCAGCUGUUCAGCCAGCUGCCUUCUGUCGUGCCGACCCUGCAGGACUUCUCUAGUCUCGAGGACUUCAAGAUGGAGGAACCCGCCAAGCCGGAUGACUACCCCAAGCCCAAUUAUCCAAACGAGUACACCAAGCCCGAAGAGCAGUACACGAAGUACGCAGACGACGACUACAGGGCGGACUACCCUAGGACCGAGUACCCCAAGACCGAGCGCCCCAAGACUGAGUACCCGAAACAGACGGAUUACCCGAAGACGGACUACACUGCAACUGAUUACCCCAAGACAGACUACCCCAAGCAGGAGCUGAAGCCCGCGUACCCCUCAGAACAGCCCCAGGACGUUGCUCUCCCCAGUUACUCAUUUGACUCGAGGCCCGCAGGCCAGUUCGACUCUAGACCUUCUAACCAGUUCCACUCCAGGCCUUCCAGCCAGUUUGACGCGAGGCCCAGCCAGUACGAGAGCUUUGACUUGGACCCCGUGUCGCCAACCUUGAACGCAGUGAUCAGCAGCGCGGCUCCAACCCUCGCGGAGCUGGCGUCGCCGUCUGCGAUCGCGGACGUGCAGGAGGAGCCCCAGACCACGGCGGCCCCCGCCGUGGAGACCACGACGCCGACCCUGUCCAACCGGCUGAGGCCCCGUAUUCGCUUCAACUCGACGCGGCCCCGCUUCAGCGUCAAGGACUACCACGGCCGCAAGCCCACCAAGGACGGCGAGAAUGAGGGGCAGACGCCCUCGACGACGGCCGCCCCCGCGCACGCGCCGAGCAGGGGCCGCGUCCCCUCGCGGACCAGGGGGUCGCACCGCCACACCACGGAGAGCAGGGACCCGGACACGGCCACGUCCACCGAGUCCAGCCGCCUGCGCUACCGCACCAAGGACCCCCUGCGCUUCAACAGCGGCCGCUAUCGCAGCACCACCUCGACCUCCACGACCACGACCACGGAGGUGCCGCCCGCCGACGCCGCGGACGCCGGCUCCGAGGUGUCGACGGAGAAAUCCAACGACAAGUCCCCCGUGAUUAGCCGCUUCCGUCCGGGCACGGGCAAGUACUACAGCCGCUACCGCACGUCCACGUCCACGGAGGCGCCCGCCGCCGACAGCGCGCGCCUGGAGAAACCGGCCAUCCGCAUACCCACCCGGGCCAAGGGGGUGUUCUCGGUGCGGAGGACGAGCACGACGGCGGCCAGUAAGCUCGAGGACGCUCCGGACGACGAGCAGCCCGAGGAAGGUGAGAACUACCCGCCGCAGGCGCAGACCGCGCUGCACAAGCGGUACGGCAGCAGCCACGACACGGUGAGGGACAACGAGGUGCUGCCUUCCACCUCGCGGACCGCGCCCGCCGCGCCCGCCGCCACCGUGGAGAUCCCCGGCCCGAGCGCCGUGCCCGCCUCCGCGCCCGCCCCCACAGCCGAGCAGCCCUCUAGCACGGCUUGGAGCCACAGCGACCUCGCGGACGUGCAGAUCGACGCGUCGUCGUCGUCCUCGUCGGAGGACAUGCUGUUGUCGCCGUCGCAGAGGGUGGCCGAGCUCACGUCCUCGCCGGGCAACCACUACAACAACCCGGGCACGUUCAAGUCAGUCAUGCCCGCCAGCAGGAGAACGCCUCUGAAAGUGAGCCUGUCGACGGACGACCCCAUCCUGCCCAUCGAGGCCUUCUUCAACUCGUGGAGCAAGGACCAGAAGAACUCGUGAGCGGGGCAGGCCGUGCCGGGGCCACGUCCGCCCGCCCGCCCCGCCCGCGGCCCGGCGUGAAGGGGCGCGCUGAGCCCUGACCUGACCAGGACGCCGUCCACUUCCAGCGCGGCUCAGGGCGCCUUUCAACGAGACUAUUUUCCCCGCGGAUAAUAGUCAGGCCGCUUACGUUCCGGGCCGGCCCGGGCCCCGCCGCCCUGCCAUGCGAACCAUCCGCCUCGCCAUUCCGGAGCGACAAUAUCAUAUUUUUUUUCGUGCUGCUGUCGUAGCGAUGCCAAAGCAAAUUUUCGUGGUGGGCUUCAACAAGUUGUGGUGUGAUGAUUUUUUUAUUUUAAAAUUUACGGACUAAAAAUGGAAAUGUGCGGAGUGGGAAUAUUGUAAUCUGAUCGCUCUGAUUUCUGGGUUCAACUACAGGAAAGGGAUGCUCAUUUUAAUAUGGCAAGAAAAGCAGGGUGAUGUGCAGACCACACACUGCAAAAAACAUGUGAUGUAACAUUCUUUAAUCAUAAGUCUGAAUCUGCCUUAGUUGUACUCCUAUUUGUAAUGUCAGAGCAGAAGCAUAUUGUCGAUUAACGUCUGAAGAUUACUAGCUGUACUUGUAUUUAUUUUUCUAUAUUAUACGAAAGUGUGUCAUGUGAGAGUGUGUGUGAAUGGAGAGUGCGUGUUCGUGUGUUUUGUGAGUGCGUGUGUUUUGUGAACGCGUGUGUGUGUGUGAGUGCGAGCGAAAGAGUGCUGCGUGUGAGUGUGUGUGCAUGAGGUUCUUCCUCUGAGUGAGCCUCCUGGAGAGUGCGAAAAAUUAUUUAUUUCUAACUGUUACAUAUAAUUUUAUUAUACUAUUUCAGAGUGCGUUGUUUAUGUGGCUCUUUUCAUGCGCGUAAAACGUGUAACCUGUAAAUAAACAGUACAACACAGACUUGA